AUGUCAAACCUAUUUACAUUAUCUUCGAAACUAGCAGCCCAAUUGGAUCAAGAACUAAUGGGUCCAAAAGUUGGAUUCACUUUACAACAAUUAAUGGAAUUGGCAGGAUUCAGCGUUGCACAAGCUGUUCAAAAAGAAUAUGCUAUCGAUGACCUAAACAAGAAUAAAAAAGUACUCGUAAUUGCUGGACCUGGUAAUAAUGGUGGUGAUGGACUAGUAUGUGCAAGACAUUUGAAGUUGUUUGGAUAUAACCCGGUAGUUUAUUAUCCAAAGAGAAGUUCAAGAACUGAAUUUUAUGGACAAUUAGUCAAGCAAUUGGAUUUUUUUAACAUUCCAAUUCUCGAAGAGUCAGAUGAUUGGCUACAAUACCUAAAACCAGAACAAACAAUUUGUAUUAUCGAUGCUAUAUUUGGUUUUAGUUUCAAGUCACCAAUGAGAGAACCAUUUGGUAAAAUAGUAGACGAAGUAAGUAAAAUAGAUAAUACAAUUCCGGUGGUCGCAGUGGAUGUUCCUAGUGGAUGGGAUGUCGACGAAGGUCCAACCUCAGAAACCUACAUCACUCCAUCUCUUCUGGUAUCAUUGACGGUCCCUAAGCCAUGCAGUAAACAUAUUGACACUGCAAAGACUAGUCACUAUGUUGGUGGAAGGUUUAUUCCAAAUCAUUUUGCGGAAAAAUAUGGUUUCAAAACUUUCAAAUAUCAAUCGACAGAACAGGUAAUGAAACUUUAG
Tetrapisispora phaffii CBS 4417 is the source of this 729-nucleotide messenger RNA. RefSeq names its product NADHX epimerase (gene NNR1). Bases 1 to 729 code for a protein of 242 amino acids. Lineage: Eukaryota; Fungi; Ascomycota; Saccharomycetes; Saccharomycetales; Saccharomycetaceae. The transcript has a single exon. Gene Ontology annotation, cellular component: mitochondrion. Gene Ontology annotation, molecular function: NAD(P)HX epimerase activity. The record is from RefSeq and is a predicted model, not a curated record.